AUGCGAAAGAGUGUUACACAGGAACACAAAGCACGAUACCUGGAUUACCUAAUGAAUACUAAAGCAGUAAAAAGGCCAACAGCUACACAGGGAGCUGCAAACAGAACUGAAUUGCACAAACAGCGUGCCGGAGAUGCGCCAGAAACGAAACAGAACGCCAGAAAGGCUAAUCACGGGCAGGGUCAGGCUACAGGCAGGGUACCCUGCCUUGCCCGUUUGGCCCUGCCUGGAGUAUAUAUUCUGAACCAAAUCCAUGCCGUAGCGCCUCCCUCCUCCCCUAAACUUCUGCUCAUUGCCCACCGUCGAUCCGUCAUCAGUAGCCUCCCUCCAGUUCCAAGCUCUAGUUCGGCAGUUCAAGACUUCCACGGUUCCACUCAAGCUCAACUCAUCGAGACGCUCAGACACCGACCGGUUUUGACUUCCAAGCUCAACUCGCCGAGCAGCGACACCACCUCCGUCUUUGCAUUCUCUCAACCUCAACUCACUGAGAUGCCGACCAGUUCCAAAGUCAACUCACUGAGCACCAACAACGACCGCCUCCGUCUUCGCAUUCCCUCAAGCUCAACUCGCCAUUUAAUGGAUGAGGAAACUUCUAUUACAUCACCAUCCUCGGCCAUUGGUGGAGUGUCUCAAGGUGCUUCACCCCCUCUUCAAACACCAAUUCCUACUGGACCUAAUCAAACACCAAAUCCUAAUAGACCUAGUGAAGCUUCUACCACUAGCCCUACUCUUCCUAUUCAGCCUCCAUCUUAUCCUGCCCUCUCUUGUCCCAUCUCUCCUUCUACUACCCCUACUCCCCCACAAACAAGUUCUGCCACACUAUAA
Molecule: messenger RNA, 825 nt
Organism: Neltuma alba
Lineage: Eukaryota; Viridiplantae; Streptophyta; Magnoliopsida; Fabales; Fabaceae
Product: putative protein TPRXL
Exons: 4
Coding region: 1-825 (274 amino acids)
Source: RefSeq, a predicted model, not a curated record